UAAAAAAAUGUCAAUCCAUUGCACUUAAUUUUCGUUACGGUUCGAGUUGUACGAUAUUGAAAGAAAUGUUGCUAUCAUAACAUUCAUCAUCUUGGCUAACCUUUCAACCCGAUAUUUCGAGCACACAAAAAAAGUUCUUUAAUCUUGGUUUUAAUGUAAAAACGCACUUUAAAUCUUACAAUUCCAAUAUAUAAUUUUAUUGGAUUUUAUUUAAAAUCAUUUGCACGGCUAAGCCGUUGAGUAAGUUGUUUACUCUUAGAGUUACCAUUUUAAAAUUGAUUUAACAAUGUUAAUAAAUGAACUUCCAGAUGAUUGUUUGUUGAAUAUUUUCGAUUACAUACAAGAUUUAGAAGAUCUAAUAAACUGCUUCAAAGUUUGCGAAAAAUGGAGUACUUUGAUUGUUGACCGGACUAAAAAUGUUAAAUAUUUUAUUGAGCAACCAAAUUAUUCGCCUGAUUCUGUUUGUUAUCAAUCAGAUGAGCCUUUUGAUGUAACAUUUUUGUGCAAAUGGUUUCCAAAUUUAAGGAUUGUCGACUUUUGCACAUGCAAUGGAAUAAUGUCAACCGCUGAUACAGCUAAACUAAUCAGAGAUUCAGAAUCUUUGAAAGGAACAAUCGUUGAUGAUUUCUUCUUUUGGGUUUACACGGCCGAGUUGGAACGGAUAAUGAUGAAUGCUAAUCUCGAAAUGUUAUCUACUGAACAUUUGUAUUUCGACAGAAGUGAAAUCAAUGAGAACGUGAAACAAUUGUACCUUCCGAACCGUAUAUUUCUACCCAAAGAUGUGGCACAUAUUUUCCCAAACCUUGAAAGGCUGCAUAUUCGUUGUCUUGCAUUUUGCGAAAAAUGGCGUAAUUUGAUUACUGUCCGGACUAAAAAAGUUAAAUAUGUUAUUGAACAACCAAAUUAUUCGCCUGAUUCUGUUUGUCAUCAAUCAGAUGCGCCUUUUGAUUUAACAUUUGUGUGCAAAUGGUUUCCAAAUAUAAGGAUUUUCGACUUUUUAACAUGCAAAAGAAUGGCACCAGAGAAUGUAGCAGAUGAAAUAAACAGAGAUUUAGAGUCCUUGAAAGGAAUAAUCGCUGAUGAUUGGUUCUUUUGGUCGUGCGCCAUGGAUCUCAAAACAAACCGCCCCCUGAUGAACGCUAACCUCGAAAUGUUAUCUACUUUAGAUAUGAAUUUUGAAAAUGUCGUUGAAAAUAUAAAACAAUUGCACCUCUCGAACUCUAGUCUAGUUCUACCCAAAAAAGUGACACAUUGUUUCCCAAACCUUGAAAGGCUAAAUAUUAGUCUUGCAGGAGAUGAUUACUCUAAUGGUCCAGUAAUGACAAAUCUUAAGAUAAUUGAAUUGAGGUUGGUUUCAGCUGGUUGGGAUGGCCCUUGCCGUAUAUUUGAAGUCAUGGAUUCAUGCCCAGCGUUACAGAGUGCUCAUAUCAUCAAUGAGGAUGAUCAUUUCACUAUCGAUGAUUCAAUAAAAAAUGCAAACCUACAAGAUUUGGUUUUACAAUUUCUUGAACCAAAAGGAUGGUAUAAACUACCAAGAUGCAUGUCGAAAUAUCCAAAUCUAAAGCAUUUAGCAAUACGAAAUGCCUAUUUAAGUGAUGAAGACAUCAAAAAACUAGUAUUAAUUUUGCCAAAACUGACACUACUUGAUAUUCGUGAAUCUCAUGGAGUCACCCAAGAAGCUGCUGAUCAUGUCAAGGUUUAUUGUAAACAGCAUGGCCGAUCAAUCAAGUUUUAUUUCAAAGCAGACGACAAACAAAUUCAAUCUGAUUGGCCGCAGAUAUUGAAUAGACCAGAAAAAAUUUGUCGUGGAUUUGAUUUCAUGGAACAUUGUUUUUUCAAAAGUUUCGAUAAUUUGCCUUAUCUUUUGGAUCCAAUAGAUGAUUAAAAAUGCAAAUGAUAAAAAUUGUCGAUUCCUUUGUAUUCGUGGAUUUGAUUUCAUGGAACAUUGUUUUUUCAAAAAUUUUUAUCAGUUACCUCAUUUUUUGGAUCCAAUAGAUGAUUAGAAAUGCAAAGCAUAACAUGAUUCGAUCUUUUCUACUUAAUUUUUGUUUUAGCUGUGAGGUUCACGAUAUUAGAAAAUUGUUCAGUCAUUCACAUGGCUAAGCCACCCAACUAUCAUUUCGACUGAGUCGACUAGCUGUGAUACUCCCAAACCUUGGAUAAUUUGCAUUUGCUGAGUCUUUGGCCCAGGAGUUGAGCUCAUUCUUUUGUGUGCUACCGUAAUCGUUACAGACAUUGUAACAAAAAUCUUUUAAAAUCAUUCUAAUAUUUUUUUUGACGUUAGAUGUCUGUACUCGUAAGGUAGGGUAGAUAAAGUUUGUCAGCAAUUCUUAUUUCUUUAACUGUAACAAAAUUAACAGACAUAGUGGCACCAAACCUCAGACAUGGCUAGACACAAGGGCUUGAGACCAAUGGUCCAUUAUCAGUAAUAAAUUAAAAAAACUGAUCUUUUACAUGUUCUUAGUGGUCCAAAAUGUGUUGCCACUUUACUGACAAACUUAUCUACCCUACCUAAAAUGCAAAAUA
Messenger RNA from Tetranychus urticae (two-spotted spider mite), 2526 nucleotides. The record is from RefSeq and is a predicted model, not a curated record. NCBI's taxonomy places the organism in Eukaryota, Metazoa, Arthropoda, Arachnida, Trombidiformes, Tetranychidae.